Cynoglossus semilaevis (tongue sole) is the source of this 3957-nucleotide messenger RNA. RefSeq names its product serine/threonine-protein phosphatase 6 catalytic subunit-like. The record is from RefSeq and is a predicted model, not a curated record. The coding region runs from base 1819 to 2736 and encodes 305 amino acids. Gene Ontology annotation, molecular function: protein serine/threonine phosphatase activity. NCBI's taxonomy places the organism in Eukaryota, Metazoa, Chordata, Actinopteri, Pleuronectiformes, Cynoglossidae. The transcript is spliced from 7 exons.
CCAAAGGUAUGUUAACAUAUUUGAGGACAUAAAGUAAAAAUGACAAUUCAAGAAGACAGGACUGAGCAGAGGAAAGAUCUAAUUUGACCUUGGAAUGGUAAUGUCAGCAAUGAGUGCAUGGCUAAGGUGUCCAGAGCAAUAAGGAGGAGACAGCAGUCAUGCAACAAUAUGGGUGUAAAUUGUUUUGAAAUAUCAGAAGAGAAGAGUUAAGACCAAGACAAAAAUUUAAGCUAAUCUGUACAAGUCUAUUAAAAUUUGCUUGAGGUCAUUACACGAGCUAGGAGACAUCAUCACAACAAAGAUGAGGCGUAACUGGAACUACAAUGAACAGAGAACUUUCUGGAGUACUCCCCAAAAUGAUGAACUAAACAAGCAAAACGAGGCCAAGCAUUUAAGCAGGGAUCGUGUGCUGCUGGAGUAUGUAGAUGAGGAGCACGUUUGGGAAAUAAAGAGACACCAGCGACAAGUGCAGAAGGAGGAGAAGGAGAGGGAAAGGGUCAGUACUUUGCUGAAGGCGGAGGACGAGAAAAGGGUCGAGCGAACCUAUGAGUGGAAGAAGAGAAAGAGGCCGAGAAACUCAACUGCUUUGAGAUUGAAAAGCAAGGGAGGGAGAAAACCAGGCAAAAGAUCUGUGAGAACACACUGGAGCUUUGGCAGCUGUAUUCAAAACUGCAGGCAGUGUACACCAACAAAGGCAUAGUUAUACAAAUGGCUGAGAACGAGGCCAUGAGGUGCCAGAAGAAGUGUGAUAUGGCUGCACUUGGAAUGGAAAUGAAGCGGGAACAAGAGAAGAGAGACACAGAGGACAAGGAGGCAAGGCAUUGCAUAGGCAGUUCCAGGAGAAGGAGCACAGGAAAGAGCAAGCCUAUCAGGAGUUCCUCAAAGACAAACAACCGGUGGAUGAAAUAGUACAGAAGAUCUACGAGGACCUGCAGAUGGAAAGACAGCAGCAAAUGGAAAAAGUCAAAGAAGCUCAGGAGGAUAUCAAGGAAUAUGCAAGAAGACAGGAAGAGUGGAUACGUUUGGAGAAAGAGAGGAUGGAAGCUGAGAACAGGCGCAUCAUGGAGUUUAUGAGGCAGCUCAUGGAGAAGAAUAGAGCAGCAAUGCUCAAAGAGAAGGAUCAAGCCAGAGGCUACCUUUCCCUGUUCUGCAAACAGAUGGAACAGGAUAUGCAGCAGCGUGAGGAGAUCAGAUUGCUGACAAAGAGGCCAGGAGGAGGCCUUCAGACAAAAGAUGUUGGACAAGUUUGCUGAGGAUGACAGGAUUGAGCUGUCCAAUAAACACCAGUAUUGGACAGCUCAAUGUCCAAUAAACAGUAUAAAUAAAUAAAUUGUUUAUUGGACAGGAUUGAGCUAUCCAAUAAACACCAAUAAACAACUGGUGCAACUGAUGCCUGUUGCUGGUGCAACAGGUGGUAACAGUCACAUUGGUAUAGUCCCACAGACUUUGGUGAUGACACUCCGUUUGGAGAGUGGGUUCUUUUGCUCAGUAAUAUUCAAGGACAAGAGAUCAAAAACAUGAAUCUUUCGAAAAAAUACAAAAGCAUGACGAGUAAUGUUGGUGAAAGAGAAAACAUGCUUGACAUGUGUCAUAUUAUGAAGACACAUAUUGUUUUCUUUGUUGUUUUGUGUCAAUGUUGUUUUGUUUUUGUUUUUGUUUUGUUUGUUUGUUUCUUUUUGUUUUUACCUAAUUAUCAAGCAGUGCACUUCUGCGGUCACACCCUGCAGUGCUGUUUAUUCAACGGUAGAUGACAAUGUGGCACUCCCCCGACUGAAAGAGUUGCAGGAAGUUGCGUAUGAAGAUUAGCUGCUCGCUACCAUGGCGCCUCUAGACCUGGAUAAAUAUGCUGAGAUCGCUAAACAUUGUAAAUACCUGCCAGAGAACGACCUCAAGCGGUUAUGUGACUAUGUGUGUGAUCUCCUGCUGGAAGAGUCCAAUGUUCAGCCUGUCUCCACUCCUGUGACAGUAUGUGGAGAUAUACAUGGCCAGUUUUAUGAUCUAUGUGAGCUUUUCCGGACGGGGGGCCAGGUUCCAGACACAAAUUACAUUUUUAUGGGUGAUUUUGUAGACCGGGGUUACUAUAGUCUGGAGACGUUCACUUACCUGUUGGUGUUAAAAGCCAAAUGGCCUGACCGCAUAACUCUCCUACGUGGAAAUCACGAAAGCCGACAGAUAACUCAAGUUUACGGCUUUUAUGAUGAGUGUCAGACAAAGUAUGGAAAUGCAAAUGCAUGGCGUUACUGCACCAAAGUGUUUGAUAUGUUAACAGUUGCAGCUUUAAUGGAUGAACAGAUCUUGUGUGUGCAUGGAGGCCUGUCUCCAGACAUUAAAACUUUGGAUCAAAUUCGGACCAUUGAACGGAACCAGGAGAUCCCACACAAAGGAGCAUUUUGUGAUUUGGUGUGGUCAGAUCCAGAAGAUGUUGAUACUUGGGCCAUCAGUCCCAGAGGAGCUGGAUGGCUGUUUGGUGCAAAGGUCACAAAUGAGUUUGUUCACAUCAACAACCUGAAACUGAUCUGUCGAGCGCAUCAGCUCGUCCAUGAAGGCUACAAGUUCAUGUUUGAUGAGAAGCUGGUGACAGUGUGGUCGGCUCCCAACUACUGCUACCGCUGUGGAAAUAUUGCCUCCAUUAUGGUCUUCAAAGAUGCAAACACACGAGAGCCAAAGCUCUUCAGAGCGGUGCCCGACUCUGAAAGGGUCAUCCCGCCCCGUACGACAACACCAUAUUUCCUGUAAAAAUACAUUCAAACCAAACACAACACAGCCACUCUUUUCAUAGUGACAAGAUGAUGGCAGCAGCACUUGUCAUCAAGUAUGAAUCGUGUAUAAUGCAUUUAGAGCUUAUAUGGUGCACAUAAUUGAUGCCAGUUGUCAACUGUUUUUAUUGCAUACAAAUGGCAAACUGUGAAUAAGAAAUAGACACAGCCCUGUAGUUACAAAAGAAACAAGAAAAGGCAUGUUCACAUAUCAUGUUUUUAUUAUGAUAAAGACUUACUGGCUCGCUUCCUUUGAAAGAAACUUCAGUGUCCACUUUGCCAAAAUGCUCAAAAGUGCCUGGACUUUCUCAUUGAAGUCUCUGUCAGACAAUAUUGGAGUCUAUGGUUUGAAGCAACUGCAGCAAUUAAAAAAAAAAACAAUUAGCAAACGUGGGUUCAACCAACUACUGUAGAUACAUAGUGAAAACACCACCACUACAGUACCUGUCCAACUCCCCUUACUACUACCUCUUAUGCAACAAAUCUUUUUGGGGCUGAAAACAGUCCCAGUUCUUCCAUUUCAAUGCUGAUCCUGCGGCAGAAAAGCGCAUAGUUCCAAGUACUGUCACUGGGUCCUGGUACUAGUAUCUGUGCUGGAAUGUCGCCUGUGAAGUGUUCCUUUUACAACAAGCAAAGCUGCCCAUCAUAUCUUAUUGGCUUCACUUUCAGGAAUGGAGGGCUCUGUCUGGUUCUUAUACACAGUCUACAAUAUAAACCCAUCUCUGCUCAGCUUGACCUACACCGAGGUGUCACAGUGUCCUGAGCUGGUUCAGUAGGACAAAGUUGAGCAUUGCCCAAAGUCAAUUGCCACAUCUAAUUUGAUCAGAUUUACAAAAUCCCAAUUAUUACUUAAUAAAUGAGUAACAACAAAACUCCCUGCUGAGCAAAUGUCAGAUGCAGUUGAUUUUGUCUGUGUAAUGAGUUUGUGUGUGAGAUAAUGUAGCACUGCAAAGAGGCAUAGAGUGAUGGGUCCUUCUGAAGUGAUACACUGGGUGGUGGUGGUGUGUGAUCUCCACACUUAACAUGCAAACCUGAGAGAUAUGUCAAAAUUGAGCUACAGCUGUUCGAAUUUUCAGGAUUUGUUAAAUCCAUGGUUAAAAAAGAGGGAGGGGGCUCUCUGACCUGUAUGUACUCUCCGCUCUUGUAAUUAUAUUUCUGUGUGUCACUGUUUUUAAGUAAAGAAAUUAAAAUGUUAACAGUA